Messenger RNA from Eucalyptus grandis, 957 nucleotides. Its product is annotated as upstream activation factor subunit UAF30. The record is from RefSeq and is a predicted model, not a curated record. The transcript is spliced from 2 exons. Gene Ontology annotation, cellular component: nucleus. Lineage: Eukaryota; Viridiplantae; Streptophyta; Magnoliopsida; Myrtales; Myrtaceae. Bases 386 to 733 code for a protein of 115 amino acids.
UGAAAGAAGAUUUUGUUAAUUGAGUUCUGUAGACACUAAUUAAGUUAAAUCAAAUUAAUUCCACACUUUGAGAUGCUUUGGAAAUCGAAGAACACGUUUUGAGGAAGCUAAUUACUUCAAAUACAAAAUUUAAAGCAUAUUUGAUCAGAUUAUCUAGUGACCUAAGCCAGGGCUACUAUUUAACAUUCUCAAUUAAAAAAAUUAGUCUUCGAUUUUUGAUCAUGCAUUAAAAAUUGUAAUAUUUUCUUAAUUAGUGACUAACAAGGAGGCAAGCAUUCCAAAUCACCUCGAUUGGGACCGGGAGAUAUAGGCUUGAUUGCAAAUCGCACGGUCGGGUUGGAAACCGAAGAAAGAAGCUCGGAGCGCUAUCCAAAGCAGAGCAAACAUGGCGGUCGCGAGGAUGUUGGCGUCGGCGGCGAAGGGGGGCGGCGCCAAAUUCCGUCCCGCCGCCGGGGGAUUGGCACAGGCCAAAGCUCUGUCGAAAGGGAAGGAAGCGGAGCAAGCAUCGGCUUCCUCGGAGCUGGGCAAGUUCAUGGGCAUCCCCGAGGUUUCUCGGUCCGAAACUGCCGUCUUGGUCUCCAGGUUCAUUAAGCUCCACACUCGCCAGAAUCCUGGAAUCAAGAAGGACGUUCUUUGCGAAGAGAAGUUAAAGAGCAUCUUGGAAGGGAAAGACAGGGUGGGUAUCUCGGAGAUUGUUAAACUGCUAUCGUCGCAACCGGUCAGAGCGCAAUGAUUGCUUCCUUGGCCUGGUUAGAUGGUUCCAAGUAGAUGUCUGGUCAUUGUGAUUAUUUCUUUGUAGACAGCUUAAGAUACGAAAAGGGGGUUGAAUUGCAUCUUUUCUGGGGGUUAUACGGCUUCAUUUACUAGCUAAUUGCUAAUCUAAGCAUUUUGAGUUCGGUUGCUUUAGUCAUGGCAAUACUGAUAUUCAUUUGCUAAGCCUGAUUCCAUCUUCUGUCA